Molecule: messenger RNA, 2778 nt
Organism: Brassicogethes aeneus
Lineage: Eukaryota; Metazoa; Arthropoda; Insecta; Coleoptera; Nitidulidae
Source: the annotation of a GenBank genome assembly
AUGGAUGUGUCGGCUUGGAACGAAAAGCAAGACACUGAUAACCAACGCGUCAUCAUCCACGUUAGAGACGUUAAUGACGAGCCUCCUUACUUUAUCAACCGUCCGCUGCCAAUGCAAGCCGUAGUACAACUCAACGCGCCUCCAAACACUCCAGUAUUCACUCUACAGGCCAGGGAUCCGGAUACGGACCACAACAUCCACUAUUUCAUCGUCAGAGACCGGACAGGCGGCCGAUUCGAAGUCGACGAACGUUCCGGUGUUGUCAGAACCAGAGGUACGGAUCUCUUCCAACUGGAUAUGGAGUACGUUCUGUACGUCAAAGCUGAGGAUCAGAAUGGAAGAGUGGACGACAGACGGUUUCAGUCCACACCUGAGGAGAGGUUGUCCAUUGUUGGAGGCAAGCGAGCUCCGCAAUUCUACAUGCCUAGUUAUGAAGCUGAAAUACCCGAAAACCAAAAAAAGGAUUCAGACAUCAUAUCAGUAAAAGCUAAAUCCUUUGCCGAUCGUGAAAUCCGCUAUACUUUGAAAGCUCAAGGCCAAGGCGCUGGCACAUUUAACAUUGGACCUACGUCAGGAAUCGUAAAGCUGGCCAAAGAGCUUGACUUUGAGGAUUUAAGACAGCCCCAUGUCUAUUCUUUAGUGGUGACAGCUACUGAAGAUUCUGGAGGAUUUUCUACGUCCGUUGAACUAACCAUAAGAGUUACCGACGUUAACGAUAACGCGCCCAAGUUCGAAUUACCAGAUUACCAAGCCCAUAACGUCGAUGAAGAUAUCCCACCUGGUACAAGCAUACUUAAAGUAAAGGCUAUGGAUGCCGAUAGCGGUACUAACGCUGAAAUAGAGUACUUAGUAUCAGACGAUCAUUUCAGUGUGGAUCCUAGCGGUAUAAUCUCGAACAACAAACAGCUCGAUGCCGAUAACAACAACGCUUACUACGAAUUCUCAGUGACGGCUAAGGAUAAGGGGGAGCCGGCUAAAACUGGUACAGCGACUGUGAGGGUGUACACCAAAAAUAAGAACGAUGAAGAACCGAAGUUUUCGCAGCAGGUAUACACGCCUAACGUUGAUGAAAACGCCGGUCCCAACACUUUGGUGACUACGGUGGUGGCGAGUGACAAGGACGGCGAUAACGUUCGGUUCGGUUUCGUUGGGGGCGGUACAAGUUCGGGUCAGUUCGUUAUAGAGGAGAUCACCGGUGUGAUAAGAUUGCACAGUAAAGGUAUCACGUUGGAUCGUGACAAGUACGAGUUGAAUGUGACAGCGAUGGACGAUGGGGCUUGUUGCGCCAACGGUGACACCACCAUACACACCAGCACUGCUGUUGUUGUGGUGUUUAUCACCGAUGUUAAUGAUAAUAAACCUAUAUUCAAAGAUUGCGGUACCUAUUACCCUAAGGUUGAAGAGGGGGCGCCGAAUGGUUCUCCUGUUAUUAAAGUACAUGCCACAGAUGAGGAUAAAGGUGUUAAUGGGCAAGUUAAGUACUCUAUAGUGCAACAACCUAACCAGAAGGGUACUAAGUUUACUGUGGACGAAGAGACAGGGGAAGUUUCCACGAAUAAAGUUUUCGACAGGGAAGGAGAUGAUGGAAAGUUUGUUUCUGUUACCGUUAAGGCUACGGAUCAGGGAGAACCUUCGCUGGAAGGAGUGUGCUCGUUUACAGUGGAGAUAACUGAUCAAGAUGCCAGUAUAGGGACGAACAUUCUAAGAGUGUCAGCUAGUGACGAAGAUGCUGAUAACAACGGGGCCAUAAUAUACACGUUAAGUGCUGGAUCAAAUCCGGCGGAUCUCGAGUAUUUCGAGAUCCAGCCUGAAUCCGGCUGGAUAGUUCUUAAGAAACCUCUGGACCGCGAGACCUACAAGCUGGAGGCCACCGCGCAAGACAAAGGCUAUCCUCCCCUCUCCCGAUCCGUGGAGGUCCAGAUUGACGUUGUGGACCGCGCUAACAACCCCCCCGUGUGGGAUCACGUGGUCUACGGGCCCAUCUUCAUCCGGGAAAAUCUCCCGGUCGGCGCCAAAGUGGUGUCCGUAAAGGCCAGGUCUGUCACCUUACCUAAGACUUCAGCUACCAAACGCAGUAGACACCUAAACGAUGAUUUAAAGAAAGAACUAUUUCAUUCUGGUAUUGAGAAUAACCCAACGGUUUUCUACCGAUUAAUGCCUGGAUCUACCGCACAAACCAACAAGUUUCACACGUUUUAUCUCCAACAAAGGCCCGAGAACGGUUUCACUUGGGCUGACAUCAAAGUCAACCAUCCUUUGGACUAUGAAACUAUCAAAGAAUACAAUCUUACGAUUCGUGUGGAGAAUAAUGGAGCCCAACAAUUGGCUUCUGAAGCGACAGUAUACAUCCAACUUGAAGAUGUGAAUGACGAGAUUCCUUUAUUCACAGAAAGGGAACAGGAAACUGUUCUUGAAGGAGAACCAAUUGGUACCAAAGUGACGCAAGUUAAUGCCAUAGACAAGGAUGGAACCUUCCCCAAUAACCAGGUUUAUUAUUAUAUUGUGGAUUCGCCGCGGAACGAGGGAAAGGACUUCUUCGAAAUCAAUAAGGAGACGGGUGAAGUUUUCACCAAAAUCGUUUUCGACAGGGAGAAGCAGGGUGCGUAUGCUUUGGAGAUUGAGGCGAGAGAUGGCGCUCCUUCCGCACGUCCGAAUCCUUAUUAUCCUUUUUCGGGCCGGGAGGUGAAACAAAGCGCCGGGGACGAUGAUAAAAACGUCGAGAAAUCAAAUAUUUCGUGCCCGCGAGGAGGCGAGUAUCGCAACGGAAGGUCCCUUUGA